AUGGCAGCCUCCAGCCGUGCACCAGAUCUGUACCCAGAGAUGCUGAGAAACAGCAAGCAUUUCAGCACCUACAAUUACAGAACUUAUGCUAUCAGGAGGAUAAGCGGUGCCUUCAGAGGAAGUAAGAAGGUAAAAGAUCCUGUAGAAAUUCAGACUCUAGUGAAUAAAGCCAAGAGAGUCCUGGAAAGGAUUCGUCGACAGGUCCACAUGGGCCAACUGUAUUCCACUGACAAGCUUAUCAUCGAGACGCAGAAGCCUGAGACCUAAAGAACAGAACCACCAGGCACCAUCAGCAACCACAGACCACCUCCAGCACCCACUCUGUGCUCGGGAUUGCGGCUCCCAAAGGGCCACAA
Messenger RNA from Myotis myotis, 356 nucleotides. Its product is annotated as LYR motif-containing protein 4-like. Gene Ontology annotation, biological process: iron-sulfur cluster assembly. Lineage: Eukaryota; Metazoa; Chordata; Mammalia; Chiroptera; Vespertilionidae. The record is from RefSeq and is a predicted model, not a curated record. The transcript has a single exon. The coding region runs from base 1 to 267 and encodes 88 amino acids. Gene Ontology annotation, cellular component: L-cysteine desulfurase complex; mitochondrion.